Messenger RNA from Radiomyces spectabilis, 969 nucleotides. RefSeq names its product terpenoid cyclases/protein prenyltransferase alpha-alpha toroid. The coding region runs from base 1 to 969 and encodes 322 amino acids. The record is from RefSeq and is a predicted model, not a curated record. The transcript is spliced from 4 exons. Gene Ontology annotation, molecular function: Rab geranylgeranyltransferase activity. Gene Ontology annotation, cellular component: Rab-protein geranylgeranyltransferase complex. Lineage: Eukaryota; Fungi; Mucoromycota; Mucoromycetes; Mucorales; Radiomycetaceae. Gene Ontology annotation, biological process: protein geranylgeranylation.
AUGGCAUCUGAUGCACCUCAAGAGCUCCUCAUUCCUCUUCACGUAAAAUAUAUUCAGUCGUUGGACACCCGGCAGGAAGACCUGGAAUACUGGCUCACCGAACAUUUGCGACUGAACGGUGUUUACUGGGGGUUAACUGCACUGGAUCUCAUGAACCAUAUUGAUGCUCUGUCAAGGGACGAGAUCGUCAAGUACAUUAGCAGCCAACAGCAUCCUAAUGGCGGUUUUGGCGGCCAUGUAAACCACGACCCGCAUCUUCUCUACACUCUUUCGGCCAUUCAGGUCCUAAUUAUGCUCGAUGCCAUUGAUACCAUUGAUGUCGACAAAGUUGUACAAUAUAUUGCAAGUAAACAAAAUGAAGACGGUUCUUUCCGAGGCGACGACUGGGGCGAAGUCGAUUCACGGUUUUCGUACAUAGCUCUGUCGGCCCUUUCUUUGCUGAAACGGCUGGAUGCGAUUGAUGUCAAUAAAACCGUGGAGUGGAUUUUACGGUGCAAGAACUAUGAUGGAGGUUUCGGGAAUCAACCGGGAGGCGAAUCGCAUGCAGGUCAAAUUUUCUGCUGUGUAGCAGCUUUGGCUAUUGCCGACGCCCUUCAUCAUGUGGACGCUGAUCUUCUCGGUUGGUGGUUAUGCGAGCGUCAACUCAAAUGCGGUGGUUUGAAUGGUCGCCCUGAAAAAUUGGAAGACGUAUGCUACUCUUGGUGGGUUAUGUCAGCUUUGUCGAUCCUUGAUCGGAUACACUGGAUUGACAAGGACAAGUUGGCCAGUUUUAUUCUCUCUGCACAAGAUCCUGAAAAUGGGGGUAUUUCUGAUCGUCGAGGUGAUAUGGUGGAUGUCUUUCACACUGUCUUUGGAGUGGCAGGUUUAUCUCUUUUGGGCUAUCCCGGUCUUAAGCCUGUGAACCCUGUUUAUUGUAUGCCAACUUAUGUAAUUGAUCGUCUCGGUAUUCAACAGAAAUACCAUCGCUAA